Molecule: messenger RNA, 7500 nt
Organism: Symbiodinium pilosum
Lineage: Eukaryota; Dinophyceae; Suessiales; Symbiodiniaceae
Source: the annotation of a GenBank genome assembly
AUGCUGGUUGCGCAGCCCGCGGUGGCCGAACUGGAUCUUGCUCCACUGCCGGAUGAAUUAUGGAGUGCGACCUACGCAGGACAUCUGGCUAAUCGGGCAGGUUUCGGCGCAGGGCUGACUGAGCGUGAUGCCCUGGGUCGUUUAACACCAGGCCAGGCCGUGCAACGUUUUGUGCAGGGGCUGGACAUUAAUCCUCUGCAGCCGUUUGAAGCCUCCGACAUUUUUGAUCCGGGUCUCGACCCAUUUCCACCCAGCCGUCCUGCAGCCACAACGCUGGCGAAAAGUCAGGGCCAUGCAUUAGGCGUGAAGGUGAAACCCUCGGGUAACCGCCCUUUGCAGCCGGUGGUUGACCGGUUCUUCUACUGGCUGCGUGCCAGUUAUCUGGAAACUGAUCGGGUCGCCUACUGGUGGGCCAAUCGCAUGCUGACCACGGCACAUCCCCUGCAGGAAAAGGUGGCACUUUUCUGGCACGGACACUUUGCCACGAACGAAGAUAAGGUAAGAGACUAUCGGAAAAUGCUGCAGCAGCUGCAGUUGCUGCAGGAGUAUGGUCUUGGCGAUUUCAGAACGCUGCUGAUCGGCAUAGCGCAAAACCCGGCAAUGCUGGCGUUUCUUGAUGCAGGCGUGAACACAAAAGACUCACCUAAUGAGAACUUUGCUCGUGAAAUUCUUGAACUGUUCACUAUGGGGGUUGGUCACUACAGCGAGCGUGACGUGCAGGAAGCGGCACGGGCCUUUACAGGCUGGCACUUUGACGGUCUUGAAUUUGUCGUGAACACCCAGCAUCAGGAUCUUGGCGCGAAACAGUUUUUGGGUCAGGAGGGCCCUUUUGACGGGAUUGCGAUUAUCGAUAUUGUCCUUGAUCAGGCACAAACAGCAAACUACAUUGCGGCCAAGCUGUAUCGUUACUUUGUGAAUCAGGAUCUGGCCGUUGAAAAUAAGCCCCAGCUCGGGCAGCUGUUGGUGAGUGUGGAUUACAAUAUUGCGGAGUAUCUGGCGGUACUGUUUCGUUCCAACGAUUUCUAUCAACCUCAAAAUGUCGGCUCGCGGAUUAAGGGUCCGGUUGAACUUAUGGUGUCGACUUAUCGGCAUCUGGGUUUACAGGCAGUGCCCGGCGUGCCGGAUUUCAACCAGCAGAGUCAGGCGUUAGGGCAGCGGCUGCUGCAUCCACCAACUGUCGCUGGCUGGUCCCAUGGUCGGAGCUGGAUCACGCCCAGCCUGCUGUUCGAGCGUGCAAAUUUUAUUCUGGACGUACUUUUUCCGGAUCUCGGAUUUGUUGCGCCGGACCGUUAUCCCGUGUUUACGCCGGAGAUCGUUAACGUACAGGCCCGCCUGCGCCAGGGCAUGAGUGUCAGUGAGGCCACCAAACCAACAGGUGUUGCAGGCGGUGCGGACGAAAUGGCAGCCUCCAACCUCCUGGCGGAUCGUGAUGAAGACUUUAAUACCCGCCUGGGUAGUAUGCGUGGCUGGCAGAUGGCGUUGGAACGUGUAAAGCCGAUUGAGCGGGCGCCGGCAAGAAUUGAUCUGACAAAUAUGGUGCUUGCUGCUGAAUGCACAACACCGCUUCAUGUGAUCAACUAUUUUGAGCGUCUGUUUUUUGCAGUGCCGUUGCCACCGGAGGUCAAAGUACAGCUCGCCAAACAGCUGCGCACGGGUUUGGGCACCACUGAUCUGGUGCAGGCGCAGACAUACAUGGAAACGGCUUUACGCACUUUGUUACACGAGAUGUUGAGUCUGCCGCAAUAUCAAUUGGCUGGCGCCACCCUGGCGGGCUUAAGCAGUCUGCCUAAACUGAGUGCAUCGACAACGCUUGCGUCAGAUGCACCUGUACUGGUUGUUGUGGAGCUCUCGGGUGGCAAUGACGGGCUGAACAGUAUUGUACCGUUUGCAGAUGAUGCUUAUUACCGCCAUCGCCCGAACCUGGGGAUACAACAAUCUGAUCUGCUGGCCCUGGACGAUCACUAUGGCUUCAACCCAGGCAUGCUUGGACUGCAGAGGUUGUGGCAGCAGGACCAGCUGGCCAUUGUGCAUGGUUGUGGUUAUCCCCAGCCAUCCUAUUCUCAUUUCACUUCCAUGGCGUAUUGGCACACGGGUGUACCCCAUCGGGGCAGUGAGUUCGGUUGGCUCGGACGCGUCGCUGAUCAAAUGGUGGCGACCCGCCGUGAUGACAUGUUGGUAAACGUUGCCGCAACGGCCUCGCUGGCAGUCAAGAGUAAGGUGCAUACACCGGUGGUGUUUGACGACCCCAAUCGAUUCUGGCGCAAUGGCUGGCUCGAUGGCGUGCCCUCUAUUGCGGUGGAUUCAAGCAGCACGGAAGAGGAAGUGAAAAGCCCAAACGCGGCUUAUCUGCAAGCGGUUAACCGCAGUGCACAACAGUCUUCUGCGCGUAUCAGACAAGCCUGGAACGACUACAACACCCCGGUUGAUUAUGGCAUUGCGCCGAUGGAUUUACCCAAGGUGGCGGCGUGUAUUCAGGCAGGAUUAGAUACACAGAUCUAUCAUGUGGCAUUUCGUAAUAACGCCUUUGAUACCCACGUGGCACAACCUGCACUGCACCGGCGUUUGCUGAGUUAUGCCUGUGACGGAAUUUAUGGGUUUAUAAGGGAUCUCGAGCGGCUGCAGCAGGCGCAUCGGGUGGUUGUACUGGUGCAUUCAGAAUUCGGUCGCCGGGUACCGGAAAAUGCAAAUCAGGGUACUGAUCAUGGGACGGCCAACACCAUGUUCCUGGUGGGUGCGCCAGUGGCGGGUGGCCACUAUGGGGAGCCUGUAGAUCUGGUGAAUCUGGUGGAGGGUGACAACCUGGCGCACACCACAGACUUUCGCCAGGUAUACGCCACGGUGAUGGAACGCUGGCUUGGUGUGCCGUCGAAAACUGUGUUGUUCGACGAUUUUGAAUUAAUUGCUGACAAUCCAAGUGUGUUCAGUAAACAGGCCCGGCAUUAUGCCCUGGGUGUGUUGGUGGUGGUGUACACCUUCAACUUUAUUGAUCGCCAGAUUCUGUCGAUCCUGUUGGAACCCAUCAAGGCUGAUCUAGGCUUGUCGGAUACCCAACUGGGUCUGCUCACCGGGUUUGCGUUUGCCCUGUUUUACGCCACCAUGGGUAUUCCCAUCGCACGUUAUGCGGAUAAAAAUAAUCGCCGCAAUCUGAUUGCGCUGUCGCUGACCAUCUGGAGUGGUUUCACAGCCGUUUCGGGUCUCGCGCAGAAUUUCUGGCACCUGUUGAUUGCGCGUAUUGGCGUCGGCGUGGGUGAGGCGGGUUGUAGUCCACCGGCACAUUCACUGAUUUCCGACUACUUUCCGGCAGAGAAACGCGCUACUGCAUUGGGGAUAUAUUCUCUAGGUAUUCCAGUAGGCAUUCUGUUUGGCUUUAUCGCCGGUGGCUGGCUGAACGAGUUUUUUGGCUGGCGCGUAGCGUUUUUUGUCGUUGGCGUUCCGGGGAUCAUAUUGGCUCUGGUGGUGCGCUACUCCCUGCGUGAACCCACCCGCGGCAUGGCAGAAGGUCGAGUUGAUACCGGUCAGCAACCUACCACCAAAGAAACCUUCAAGUUGCUCUGGAGUAAGCGAUCAUUCCGCCAUCUUGCAUUUGGUGCCGCAUUGACCGCCUUUGUUGGUUACGGUCUGGUCACCUGGGUGCCUUCGUUCCUUAUCCGUUCUCACGGUAUGACAACCGGCGAAGCGGGCACAUGGUUAGGUCUUAUUCUGGGUAUACCCGGCGGUAUUGGUAUCGCCCUAGGUGGUUGGAUGGCUGAUCGCUACGGUUCAAAAGACACCCGCUGGUACUUGUGGGUGGUUUCUGUUGCUCUGUUACUCGGCACCCCUUUCGCGUUUGGUGUUUUCCUGUCUGACUCUGUCGUCUGGUGUCUGCUCUUUCUGAUCAUGCCGGUCCUGUUAGGUAACUUUUACCAGGCCACAACAUUUUCUCAGACACAGGGCCUGGUAGAACUGCGAAUGCGCGCAGUAGCCGCAGCAGUGCUUCUGUUCAUUAUUAACAUUAUCGGAUUGGGCGCAGGCCCUCAGGCAGUGGGCAUUGUCAGUGAUCUGCUCAAUGAUCGUUUUGGUCAGGAGACAUGUGUCGCGGCGCUGUUCACUGUCUUGUUGGUUGCUGCUUGCGGUAACGCCAGUAACAGCGCUGCGGGGUCAGCGUCACCAGCGCCGGAGAAGCCUGAGGCACAACCUUCGCAACCCAAUGUCAUUGUGCUGUUUGCAGAUGAUAUGGGAUAUGGCGAUAUUGGCAGUUUUGGCCAUCCGUAUAACCGGACGCCACACAUUGAUGAGCUGGCAGCACAGGGGCAGCGCUGGACAGAUUUUUACGUCGCUGCGCCAGUCUGCUCACCCAGCCGUGGUGCUCUGUUAACAGGGCGCUUACCGGUCCGAACGGGUCUUUAUGCUGAAAUCAUUGGGGUUUAUUUUCCAAAUGAUCCAGGAGGUUUCCCCGCUUCUGAGGUAACGCUUGCUGAAGCCCUGCGGGCAGUAGGGUACCGCACCGGCAUGUUUGGCAAGUGGCAUCUGGGUGAUGCAAAACACGCCUGGCCAACCCGUCACGGUUUCGACGAAUGGUUAGGGCUGCCUUAUUCGAAUGAUAUGGAUGUGGUAGGGGAAAUCGGCAUCGAUCAGAUCAUUGCCUUGAGCAUGCAGGGCAAGCAGCAGGAAGUGGCUGCGGCGCUGGCGGGACGCGCUGCAAAAUAUGCCGAUCCUGAACCCGAAUACUGGCGGCCACCUCUGUUCAGCAGUGUUGUCACCGCGGAUGGGUUUAAAGAUGAGGAACUGGAACGGCCAGUUGAUCAAUCCACCCUGACAAAAAGGUACACCUCUGCCGCCAUCGACUUUAUCAAGCGUGCGGGUGACGAUCCUUUUUUUGUCUAUCUGCCAUACACCAUGCCGCAUACGCCACUGUUUCGCAGUGCAGAUUUUGUUGGGAGAAGUAUUGGCGGUCGUUACGGUGACGUGAUCGAAGAAAUCGACUGGAGUGUGGGUGCGCUCAAGCAGGCGCUGGAGGAGACCGGGAACGCUGAAAAUACCCUGGUGAUAUUCACCAGUGACAACGGGCCCUGGCUAACGAUGGAAAUAGAGGGUGGUCGAGCAGGCCUGCUGCGCCACGGCAAAGGUACAACUUUCGAAGGGGGUAUGCGCGUGCCCACAGUCAUCUGGUGGCCCGGACGUGUACAGCCUGGUGUAGUCAGUGAAGUGGGUUCCGCGUUGGAUGUCUUUAAUACCGUGGCUGCAUUGGCGGGAGCGGAUGCAUCAACGGCCGUGGAUGGUGUAGAUCUGGCGCCUGUCUUGUUCGACGGAAAUGAAAGUCCGCGGGACGAAGUGGCUUUUUAUCGGCGUGGAGUGUUACACGCCUAUCGUAAAGGUCCCUGGAAAGCGCACUUUAUCACCGAAGGGGCGUAUCAACAGCCGCCAGCAAGAACGGUGCAUGAAACACCUUUGUUGUACCACCUGCACACUGACCCUUCUGAGCGGUUCGAUGUAGCUGCUGAUAAUCCGCAGGUGUUGGCUGAGAUUGAUGCGGCGGUGCAGCAACAUCUUGCCAACAUAGAACUGGAUCCGGCGAAAAUCGAGAUUUUUCAGAAUGACGCACUCUGGGGCUAUUUUGAACGUCUGCGCAAAGAAGACCCGGUGCACUUUCUGCCAGACAGUGAUUUUGGACCUUACUGGUCAAUCACCAAGUUUGACGACAUCAUGUAUGUCGAUUCACAUCACGAGCUGUUUUCCUCUGAAGGGGGUAUUACCAUUGGCCCCUUAAAGGAACUGGCUGAAGAAGCCAGCCAGUUUCAAACGCCCAUGUUCAUCGCGAUGGACCCACCCAAACACGAUGUGCAGCGCGCCACCGUAACCGGCGUGGUUGCGCCGCGUAAUCUGGCAGCGCUGGAAGGUGUCAUUCGUGAACGCGCGGGUAAAAUUCUUGAUUCAUUACCCGUCGGUGAAACCUUUGACUGGGUAGAUAAAGUGUCUAUCGAGUUAACCACGCAGAUGCUGGCUACGCUGUUCGACUUUCCUUUCGAAGAACGUCGCAAAUUAACCCAUUGGUCUGAUGUGGCGACAUCCGGGCCGGAAACCAUGGGCAUGGACGAGCGCCGUACGGAACUUCUGCAAUGCCUGCAGUAUUUCACCAACUUGUGGCAGGAACGCAAAGAAAACCCCAACCCGGGGUUUGAUCUUAUCUCGAUGCUGGCCCACGGCGAAGAAACCAAAGACAUGCAGCCUAUGGAAUUCCUGGGCAACCUGAUCCUGUUGAUUGUGGGUGGCAAUGACACCACGAGAAAUUCAAUCACCGGCGGUGUGCUGGCGCUGAAUCGCAACCCCGAGCAGUAUGAAAAGCUGCGUAAUAAUCCGUCUCUGGUGCAGAGCAUGGUGCCUGAAAUUAUCCGUUGGCAGACACCGUUGUCGCAUAUGCGCCGGAUUGCCAAGGAAGAUGUAGAGUUAGGCGGCAAAACCAUUAAGAAAGGUGACAAGGUGGUGAUGUGGUAUGUGUCAGGCAAUCGCGAUGCAGAGGCCAUUGAAAAUCCGGAUGAUUUCAUCAUUGAUCGUAAACGUCCGCGCCAUCAUCUGGCCUUCGGUUUCGGCAUUCAUCGUUGUAUGGGUAAUCGCCUGGCGGAAAUGCAGUUGCGCGUGUUGUGGGAAGAAAUUCUCAAACGCUUUGACCGGGUAGAGGUGAUGGAAGAGCCACAGCGGACACCGUCAGUGUUUGUCAAAGGCUACACGUACAUGCCGUGGCUCACUGCCGUUUUGAACGACAAUCAGAUUAACGCAACGGUCACGGGCUUUAGCGCCAAGGCGGUAGGCACAGGUCAGAUCGGCAAGUGUAUUCGCUAUGUGCUGACGUAUGCAGAUGGCGACAGCGGGCCGGCGUCCCUGAUUGGCAAAUUUCCAUCUGAUGAUCCUGACAGUCGUGCGACCGGCGUGAUGCUGCAGAAUUUUCUGAAAGAAGUCAGUUUCUAUAAACAGCUGCAGGACAAACUGUCGAUUCGCACACCACAUUGCUAUUUUGCUGACAUUGUUGGUGAGGGGCCUGAUUUUGUCAUCCUUAUGGAAGACCUUGCACCAGCCGAGCAGGGUGAUCAACUCCUUGGAUGUGAUGUGGAAGUGGCGCGGGCGGCGGUCCUGGAGCUUGUGGGUUUGCACGCGCCAUCCUGGUGUGAUGCACAGUUAAAACAGCAAACCUGGCUGUAUAAUGCUGACGCUGCCGGCACCGACAUGAUGCGCACCAUGUACAACGCGCAACUUCCGGGUUUCCUUGAACGCUAUGGGCCUGCAUUGUCUGCGGAUGAGCAGGCCAUUAUUGCCCGGGUAGGCGAAGCGCACAGCACGCCGCUGUAUGACGGGUUGCAGGAUGUGUUCUCGCUGGUGCAUGUUGACUAUCGUCUCGAUAAUCUGAUGAUCGACAAAUCUGCUCAAGAUCCGCAAGUGACCGUGGUGGACUGGCAAAGUAUUACGCUGGGUGCGCCACUGAAUGAUGUGGCUUAUUUUCUGGGUGCGGGCUGCUGCACGCCGGGGUGA